UACCUUUAUAUGCCAGUCUUUGUCAAUGGGAACCAUUGGGUUUCCAUGCAAGUGGACUUUCAGAUGCAUAGUGUUGCAUAUGGGGACUUGCUGUCGAACCCACACUCACUCAAGAAAGCUGUACAGCAUCUCCAAGGCUGGCUCAAACAUGUGUUCAAGGUCUCGUUUCAUGACGCCGAAGAUUCGCUAGUGCACGGCCUCCAAAACAAUACCUACUUCUGUGGGAUAUGUACAAUCAAUACUAUUGAGCACAACACUUUUGGAGCCGAAUUAUUCAUGCAUGCAAGUCGUCGUCUUUGGCAUGUUCGCUACUUCAACCAGCUAGCAAAAUUACAUAAUGAGUCUUCAAAUGUAAAGCCCACAAUGGGGUAUUUUCCAUGUAGCUUUGAAGAAUGGUUAGACAAUGAUCAGGCAACAUCGGCGAUGGACUCG
Messenger RNA from Heterobasidion irregulare TC 32-1, 432 nucleotides. RefSeq lists its product as uncharacterized. Gene Ontology annotation, biological process: proteolysis. Lineage: Eukaryota; Fungi; Basidiomycota; Agaricomycetes; Russulales; Bondarzewiaceae. Gene Ontology annotation, molecular function: cysteine-type peptidase activity. The annotation marks the transcript as partial. The transcript is spliced from 3 exons. The record is from RefSeq and is a predicted model, not a curated record.